This is a messenger RNA of Nothobranchius furzeri (turquoise killifish), 1717 nucleotides long. It is a transcript of the gene acmsd, whose product is annotated as aminocarboxymuconate semialdehyde decarboxylase. Gene Ontology annotation, biological process: secondary metabolic process. Gene Ontology annotation, molecular function: carboxy-lyase activity; hydrolase activity. The record is from RefSeq and is a predicted model, not a curated record. Gene Ontology annotation, cellular component: cytosol; cytoplasm. Lineage: Eukaryota; Metazoa; Chordata; Actinopteri; Cyprinodontiformes; Nothobranchiidae.
CAGAAGUCAUUCACCUGUCGGUCACUGACUCCAAACCAGGAGCAGGGACUGUUUUCACAGCUGCUGCAAAGAACCUGAAGCUCCAGCCUGACUAUAUAUAAGGAUGAAGGUUGAUAUUCACAAUCAUAUUUUACCAAAAGAAUGGCCCGACUUGAAGCAGAGAUACGGAUACGGAGGGUUUGUGCAGCUUCACCAUCACUGCAAAGGAGAGGCAAAGAUGAUGAAGGACGGGAAGCUUUUCCGGGUCAUUCAAGAAAACUGCUGGGAUGCGAGUGCACGCAUACAAGACAUGGAUCAACACGGUGUCACCGUUCAGGCCCUCUCAACAGUGCCUGUGAUGUUCAGUUACUGGGCCAAACCUCACGACACGCUGGAUCUCUGUGUCCUUUUGAACGACGAUCUGGCCCAGACAGUGCACAGCCAUCCAAAGAGGUUUGUGGGCCUCGGCACGCUGCCCAUGCAGGCUCCUGAUUUGGCCGUGAUGGAAAUGACACGCUGUGUGAAGGAGCUGGGCUUCCCUGGUGUGCAGAUUGGAUCGCACAUCAACAACUGGGACCUCAACGCCUCCGAACUCUUUCCUUUCUACGCUGCAGCCGAAAAGCUGGGCUGCUCCAUAUUUGUCCACCCAUGGGACAUGCAGACAGAUGGAAGGAUGGCUAAGUAUUGGCUUCCCUGGCUGGUAGGCAUGCCAACUGAGACAACAAUGGCUAUUUGCUCAAUGAUUUUUGGAGGCAUCUUUGAGAAAUUUCCUAAACUGAAAGUCUGUUUUGCUCAUGGAGGUGGUUCUUUUCCAUUCACUGUUGGCAGAAUUGAGCAUGGCCACAAAGUUCGCCCUGACUUGUGUGCGGUCGACAAUCGGAUCAGUCCACGUAACUACCUUGGUUCCUUCUACACCGACUCCUUGGUUCAUGAUCGGAUCUCCCUGAAGCUGCUAGUCGAUGUUAUUGGAAAAGACAAAGUGAUGCUGGGAACAGAUUAUCCAUUUCCACUUGGUGAGCUGCAGCCUGGAUCCCUAAUUGAGUCGAUGGAUGACUUUGAUGGUACACUUAAGGACAAACUACUUGCUGGAAAUGCUCUGGAAUUCUUGGGUCUGAAACAAGAACAGUUUUUAUGAAAUAACACAGGCAAACAUCAGCUCCAACUAGAGGAUGACAUUUGCAGAGCAAUGCAAAGAAGAUCCAUCAAAUUGAAUUCCUUCUCUUACAGUGACAUGUUUUUUUCCUGGCAAUAGGGUGCGACAUACCUAAAUCUUUGCAAGCACGCUGUAUUUUUCUGUUCAAGUAAGACCUUACCAACGGGAUGGCCAUUAGGGUCAAAAAUCCCAGGGAGCACCAUUUUUAAACAUGUACUUCAUAUCGUUCAGCCUCCAGCAAAAUGACAAGCACAUCAGAUUCCCUUUCAUCACUGGCAGCAAGUGAAGAGGUAAAUGUGUAAAACAAUGUUUGAGUGGCGAAAGAUUUAUAACUGCUCGUUACAGAUCAAUGAAUGCAUUUUGUCCUCACAGUUCAGAAGAAAAUAUUGCAUCUUAUUUGGCUUCGCUUCCAAGUCUGCAUCAAUGUGGACUUGGGGGAAGGGUAUUACCCAUAAUCCAUUGCAGCGGGAAAAAAGGUUCAAGUGCCUUUUCAGAAAAUAUGUAUUUUCAAGUGAAAGUAGUUAAUUAAUUAUGCUCUGAAUGUUUUAGACAAAGCAGCAAUUAUUAUAAAUGUAUUUCAAAGAA